UAUGCAAUCAGAUCCCUAAUUUUCAAAUUUCGUUCUUACGGGCGCCCCUCUUCUUCCUCAGUUUUCCUCGCUCUCAUUUGAUCUUUACACAUUUCAGACAUCUCUCUCUCUCUCUCUCUCUCUCUCUCUCUCUCUCUCUCUCUCUCUGUGUGUGUGUGUGUUCGCAAAAAUGGGGGGCUCUCACAGCCGGGAAGACAUGGAGAUCUGGGACUCGGACGAGGAGUAUGAAGGAGAACAAGAAGAUGAGGGGGAGAAGUUCGAGGACUCGAGGGACGACACGCCGGACAAAUCUUCCUCGCUCGGUCGUCGACGUCGACCCAAGUCUCCGUCGAUAGACGACGUGGAGGCGAAGCUAAAUGCCCUGAAGCUCAAAUACCCAUCAUUGAACCAAGCCCCCUCGCUGAACGCUGUUCGGCUUUUCCGCUACAUCAAUGGCAACACCCCUAAAGCCAAAUGGGUCACUGCAGAGAAAUUGACUGCGUAUUCUUUCGUCAAUACCUCCAAAAUCAGCGUGGAAGAAGAUGAUGACGACGAAGAGGAUGAAGAUGGGGAAAAGGGAUGGUGGGUUUUGAAGGUCGGGACCAAUAUCCGGGAAAAGGUUUCGGAGGAGAUGCAAUUGAAGGCUUAUAAAGAUCAGCGCCGCGUUGAUUUUGUUGCUAAAGCUGUUUGGGCGAUGAAGUUUCCCAGCAUUGAAGAUUAUACGGCUUUUGUGAGUAAGUACAAUGAUUGCUUGUUUGAGAACAAUCACGGUGUUGAGUUGAAUGAGGCCAAUACGGCUAAAAUUUACGGUAAAGAUUUCAUAGCUUGGGCAAAGCCUGAGGCUGCUGAUGAUUCUAUGUGGGAAGAUGCUGAUGAUGUUUUGCUUAAAAGCCCCGAGUCGGCAACACCACUGAGGGAAACACAGGAUCUGACCGAGGCUUUUGAAGAGGCUGCGAGUGAUGGCAUACAGAGCUUAGCUUUGGGUGCUUUAGAUAAUAGUUUUCUGGUUGGAGAUUCUGGUAUUCAAGUUUUCAAGAAUCUUAGGCAUGGGAUUCAGGGGAAGGGAGUGUGUGUUAAUUUUGAUGCUGGGUAUAGUCAAAGCGCCAGAAAUCUAGCUCAAUCUACUCCUAAAAGGGCUCUUCUAAUGAAGGCUGAGACUAACAUGCUGCUCAUGAGUCCCAUGAAUGAAGCCAAGCCUCAUUCAACGGGGAUUCAUCAGCUUGACAUUGAAACCGGGAAGAUUGUUUCAGAGUGGAAGUUCGGAAAGGAUGGGGUAGAUAUCUCUAUGAAGGACAUCACUAAUGACAGCAAAGGGGCACAGCUGGACCCGUCUGGAUCAACGUUUCUUGGUUUGGAUGAUAAUAGGCUUUGCAGAUGGGAUAUGCGUGAUCGACAUGGGAUGGUUCAGAAUCUUGCUACUGCUAGUGCCCCGGUGUUGAAUUGGGCACAAGGGCAUCAGUUUUCAAGAGGCACUAACUUCCAGUGCUUUGCGACCACGGGAGAUGGGUCAAUUGUCGUUGGGUCUCUUGACGGGAAGAUUAGACUCUACUCUAGCAAUACUAUGAGACAGGCAAAGACAGCUUUCCCUGGUCUCGGUUCACCAGUUACGCAUGUGGAUGUUACUUUUGACGGUAAAUGGAUAGUGGGUACAACAGAUACGUAUUUGAUUGUCAUCUGCAGUCUUUUCACUGAUAAGGAUGGCAAAACAAAGACUGGCUUCUCAGGUCGAAUGGGAAAUAGAAUUGCAGCUCCAAGAUUGUUAAAGCUAAGACCUCUGGAUGCCCAUUUAGCUGGAACUAGUAAUAAGUUCCGGAAUGCUCAGUUUUCUUGGGUCACUGAGAACGGGAAGCAAGAACGCCAUGUGGUGGCAACUGUUGGCAAGUUCAGCGUGAUAUGGAACUUCCAGCAAGUGAAGAACGGGUCGCAUGAAUGUUACCAAAACAAGGAUGGCCUGAAGAAAUGUUACUGCUACAAGGUAGUGCUCCGGGAUGAAUCCAUCGUGGACAGUCGUUUCAUGAAUGACAAGUAUGCAAUCACCGGUUCACCAGAGGCUCCUUUGGUUAUUGCAACUCCCAUGAAAGUCAGCUCUUUCAGCUUGUCCAGCAGGCGAUGAAACGGCUUAUUUCUAUUCAGACACUAAGGGAGAUUUUCAGUUCUAGUUUGUUUGUAACACAUAAUGUUCUCGUUCUUGGUAUGUUGUUAGAUUCAGACAAAGGGUACUUGUUGAUACUGCUAAUACUGCGGUAUGAAUCUAAGGAUCUUAUGUUGUAUUGACUUUCCUUGUGUGUUCAUGCAAAGGAAUCUUCAUUACCUCUA
Tarenaya hassleriana is the source of this 2295-nucleotide messenger RNA. RefSeq names its product protein CYPRO4. NCBI's taxonomy places the organism in Eukaryota, Viridiplantae, Streptophyta, Magnoliopsida, Brassicales, Cleomaceae. Gene Ontology annotation, molecular function: protein binding. The transcript has 2 exons. Gene Ontology annotation, cellular component: cytoplasm; nucleus. The record is from RefSeq and is a predicted model, not a curated record. Bases 170 to 2092 code for a protein of 640 amino acids.